CCACGGACGCAUGUUGGCGCGCACUUCACAACAGUGGCGACAAGAAAGAUCCAACAUGAAGUGAGGAAGGGAGGAGCAGAAAGAACAUUUUCAAUUAUAAAAAAUCACGUGGAGAGAGAGAGAGCAAGCUGAUUUAAAAGCUCUGAAUGUAUAUCGUCUAUCUCUCAUGAGAAGGCGAGUCUUAAAGUUCCAUCAGAAUGGGCAGUCUCUCCUCAGACGCAGCAGGACGACAGCAUCAACGGGUCAUGGAGAGGUGUCCGUAGCUUCACAACCGAUGAAUGCGGUGGAGUCCACUGUAGUUCGUGGAGAAAAUAGUCACUUAUGCAGAGUUUGCCUUUCCACGCUAGCGGGACUCCCAUCGUCAUCACGGUCCACUGCAGCGCGAGCAUCACCUCCGCCACGGAUACUUCCUCCGUGCGGUGAGAGCACAAGGCCGUCGGCGAGCUGCACACCGACACCGGAGAAAAGAUGAACAUCCAGGUCCUGCCAGACCACAAGCUGUCAUCAGUGGCCCCGCUGAAACCCUGCAAUGUGGAGAAGAAGGAAGUGGAACUGAUACUGGUGAUGGACCAAAAUGGGGUCCAGUAUACCAGUUCGACCAUCAUGCCCACCCCCAGCAUGCACAGCACCCCCUGCACGGCUGAGGAGCUGGAGGAGAGAGAAACAUGGGGAAAGAAAAUAGACUUUCUCCUUUCCGUCAUAGGCUUCGCAGUGGACUUGGCCAAUGUCUGGAGAUUCCCUUACCUCUGCUACAAGAAUGGAGGUGGUGCCUUUCUAAUCCCCUACAUUCUGUUCCUGGUGAUUGCUGGGAUGCCUCUGUUCUAUAUGGAACUAGCCCUGGGACAGUACAAUAGGGAAGGAGCUGCUACAGUCUGGAAGAUCUGCCCUGUCUUUAAAGGUGUGGGCUACACUGUGAUCAUCAUAGCGUUGUAUGUGGGUUUCUACUACAACGUCAUCAUAGCCUGGUCCCUGUACUACCUGUUCUCCUCUAUGACCAGUGAGCUGCCCUGGCUCCAUUGUGGAAACGCCUGGAACAGUCCGAACUGCACAGACCCCAAGCUACUAAACGGAUCCUUCCUGGGCAACGGGACGUCUUAUGCCAAGUACAAGAUGACGCCGGCUGCAGAGUUCUAUGAGCGUGGCGUACUCCACCUCCAUGAGAGCAGGGGGAUCCAGGACCUGGGCAUGCCUCGCUGGGAGCUGGUCCUCUGUCUGGUGGCUGUGGUCUUUCUUCUCUACUUCAGCCUCUGGAAGGGCGUCAAGUCCUCCGGCAAGGUGGUGUACAUCACGGCCACAAUGCCCUAUGUGGUGCUGUUCGUCCUGCUGAUCAGAGGCAUCACUCUGCCAGGGGCUAUGGACGGCAUACGGGCCUACCUCCACAUCGACUUUAAACAACUCAACGACCCCAAGGUGUGGAUUGAUGCUGCUACCCAGAUCUUCUACUCCUUGGGAGCCGGCUUUGGAGUGCUCAUUGCAUUUGCCAGCUACAAUAAAUUUGACAACAACUGUUACAGGGAUGCUAUCCUGACCAGUACAGUGAACUGUGUCACCAGCUUCUUUUCAGGCUUCGCCAUCUUCUCUGUGCUCGGAUACAUGGCCUACAAACACGGAGUCAGGAUAGAGGACGUGGCCACCGAAGGUGCAGGACUGGUGUUCAUCAUCUAUCCUGAGGCCAUCUCCACCCUGCCUGGAUCUACCUUCUGGGCCAUAGUAUUCUUCAUCAUGCUGCUGACUCUGGGCAUCGACAGCUCUAUGGGCGGUAUGGAGGCGGUCAUCACAGGACUGUCAGACGACUUCAAGAUCCUGAAGAGGAACAGGAAGCUGUUCACCUUCGCCACGGCAUUCGGAACCUUCCUUGUUGCGCUCUUCUGCAUCACUAAUGGAGGUAUAUAUGUGCUGACUUUGUUGGAUAACUACGCGGCAGGGACCUCCAUCUUGUUUGGGGUGCUGAUUGAGGCCAUUGGGGUGUCCUGGUUCUACGGCGUGGACCGCUUCAGUGAGGAUAUCGAGCGCAUGAUGGGCUUCAAGCCAGGUCUCUACUGGAGGCUGUGCUGGAAGUUUGUCAGCCCCACCUUCCUACUGGUUGUGGUGAUAGCCAGCAUUGUGACGUCCACGGGCCUGAGUUAUGAUGACUAUGUCUUUCCUUCAUGGUCCAAUGUGAUUGGCUGGGGCGUAGCUCUGUCCUCCAUGAUGUUUGUGCCCAUCUACGCCAUCUACAAGUUCCUCAGUAUGCCAGGGACAUUCAAACAGAGGAUAGCCUACUGCAUCACACCAGAACACGAACAUCAUCUGGUGGCGGAGGGAGCUACCAUCAGACAGUUCACACUCAAGCACUGGUUGGCUAUCUGACAACCUGAUGUCACCCAACCUUCGCCACUACUCACAAUUCCGGGGUGUUGGAGUCAUUGUGUUUCGACGGCAGAUGUUCCUGCUGCUGAGCCUCCUGCUACUGGAGGAUGGACAGGGAAAAUGCCAUGCUCCUUUCUGCCUCUCUGUCUUCUGUUGGUUCUGACCCAACCUGUGACCUGCCAUCCCCUCUUUUCCACUCCGCCCCUCAUCUCCUUCUCUCUCUGUCGAGUGACUACAGAUUCUCUCAUCAACCUCUGCCUACAGAGUCAACCCAGUAUCCUCCAUGUUUUUGCUUUUGAAGUAUCUUUUUAUUUAAAACUUUUUACCAUGUGACAUCGUCAUCAUCGUCAUUUAAAUAAUUUGUAUACAACUCAUAAGAUGGAGACAUUCCAUGCAGAGCAUCUACAGGUGUUUUCUGUGUUCAUGGACACAAUUAUUGUUUUUCAUAUCAUAAAUUUUUUUUUUACAUGUUUUUUUUACAAUGACUGUUGUUCUGUGUUCAUUAGUUAUACAUGGGUUAGACACUUAAACCAAGUCAGAAAGUACCAAAUGACCACUUCUGUCAUCAUGUAUACUCUAGGCAGGGGGAGACAAACAUGACUUACAUUGCUUUUUAUCUUCUUGAUUCUUUUCAAAGAGGACCCUCAAGCUUUUAGGUGAAUGAGAAAGGGAAGAAAUCUAGUUUCAUUGCCCUCUUUGUAUGUCUGACUGAGUAGGUCUCCAGUCACUACUCUAGAUAACAGCAGCUCAACUGUGUCAGUGCCUUAUCGAGCUAGACACUUCAGAACCUGCCAAUGUUUUCAUUGGUCCAUACAGAAAGGUAAAUGUUUUCAUUGGUCCAUCCAGAAAGGUUUUGCCCGACGACUCAGGAAUCCUCCUGCAGAUCAGAGCUCGUGGAUGAUAGAUACACUUUAUGGUUACCAACAUACGUUAUUAAUUCAGUUUGAAUGACAAUGUCCUUUUGAUGUUCAUCUUACAGCGGUAGAGGUUUUUCCCAGUUGCCUUCUCCAUCUUUUGAAACCUUCCUGAAACAGAUGUGAAGCUUUUGUCACCUGUCUCACAGAAAAGGGAACAAUUUAUGUUGAGACUCAGAAAUGUUUUGUCUUGCAAGUGGUCGUCCUUAUGCUUUACACAUGGACUUUACACAGAGUAGAGGUCUACAUUGUCCUGCUAUGGUUACUAAUGGUACUGUGUGUACCAGCUUUAAUGUGUUGCAUAGUACUAGCAUAUUUUCCUCUUCAGAGAGGCUUGUGCCCUUGAUCCAAUGAUUUUGCCUUCACCGUGCUUGUGGAUAAACAGUAGUAAUUGAACAGUGGUGAAGACACAAAGGGAGGCUUUGAUAAAAUGAAGUUGAAUCCAGCACUUGAAAGAAGUCCUUAACAUAAAUAAUUGUUUCAGUUCUCUAUGCAUAGGUAAGCACUCUUAGUGUUUUAGGGAAUGUUUUCAGGCAUGCAAGAAAUGCCCUGUUUCAUCAAAAGCUUAACUGAAUUACAGCACUAACACAGGUAGACUCAACAAAACAAGUGACGUUUCUUUACUUUUUAUAUAAUGUCCUCUUUGUUAUGUUGCAUCUUUCCAAUGCAUGGUUUUGUGGUCCAUAUGGGUGAGGGAAAUCAGGAGCUUCUCCUUCAAAGUGUGUGUGUGUGUGUGUGUGUGUGUGUGUGUGUGUGUGUGUGUGUGUGUGUGUGUGUGUGUGUGUGUGUGUGUGUGUGUGUGUGUGUGUGUGUGUGUGUGUGUGUGUGUGUGUGUGUGUGUGUGUGUGUGUGUGGAUAGAUAGUGUAUUUUAAGUUUGAAAUGCCUCAUUCAUUGUACAAGGAUUGUUAUGUUAAAUAGUUUAUGGUGUCUUUAUAUGUUACAUUGUAAUCUGUUGAAGCCUAUUUUUUGUCCAACUUGACUCAAAGAAGAUUCACCACCAAGGAAGUGCCAAUAUGUUCACCCCUUUUCUUUAGAGACGUCUGCUGUUUUUGUCUUUCGUUUUUGUUUUUUUCUGUUUCUCUUUUCUGUUUCUUUAUUUAUUGAAAUGGAGUUGAAAUGUAAUAGAUUUUUUUUAAAUUGUAAAAUAACAUUAAUGGCAGGAAGCAAGCCACACACAAAAAUUCUAUUGUAUGUGGAGUAUAAGAUAUGGAAAAAUAUAUAAAUAUAUUCUUUUGUUAUAUAUCUAAUCUUGUAUUUAUCAAAUUGUUUAUAAACGAAACGUGAAUGUAAAGUAUUUUAAACGUAACUGUCCACCGUUACUGUUAUAUCAUUGUGUUUGAUGUAGGUAAGAUUAAUCUAUUUACAGAUGUAUUCUCCAGUGUAACCGGGGUAACUUUGCAACGUGAAUGGAGAGCCCUGGCAUUACCUGAGCUAAGUUUACAGAACACUGUGUACAAUACAAAAGUCCUGUUGAACGUGAGUGACAACUAUCUAUGAAGAAGUCAAAAUAUGCACACUAUUAUAAUAAAGAGUUCUUCUACACACACA
Molecule: messenger RNA, 4812 nt
Organism: Salmo salar (Atlantic salmon)
Lineage: Eukaryota; Metazoa; Chordata; Actinopteri; Salmoniformes; Salmonidae
Product: sodium-dependent noradrenaline transporter
Biological process (GO): dopamine uptake involved in synaptic transmission; amino acid transport; sodium ion transmembrane transport
Cellular component (GO): presynaptic membrane; axon; neuronal cell body membrane
Molecular function (GO): dopamine:sodium symporter activity; norepinephrine:sodium symporter activity
Source: RefSeq, a predicted model, not a curated record